GUUAGUUCAGAGAGGUCGGAGCUCUCGGAACUCAGCGCAGGACUGAAUGAGCAGACGUGUGCAGCUCUGCCGGGAGUGGAGUCAAUCCUGCACAACAACACCCACUCUCUUUACACUGACGCCUUCUUCCAAUGCUGCUCUACUGUUUUCCAGUUUAAUGAAAAAGAGGAGCCGACCCGCUUUAUAAUGCAAGUGUUGAUCGUUUGGGUUUCCGUCUCAGUGAACUGAAGCCGGUCCGCCCACUCAAGGGACAUGGAAAAAAACCCGCUGGUCAUGUUUAACACAAAGUGGCAGAAACAUUGAAUAGAUCCUGAGACAAUAGACAACAUGACACCAGUUGACCUGCAGUGACGUUGGCAGUAACUGUCAUUGUCCCCACAUUUCAGGUUUACUUUCAAAGUGAGGACCAUGGGUUUACUGUCACUGGCCUGGGUGGGAGAUGGAUCCGGGGUUCUGCUGGUGUUGACGACGUUCCAGGUGCCGUUGUUCAUGAUGCGCUUCGGCCAGUCCAACCUCUACAGGAGUGAAGACUAUGGGAAGACGUUCAAAGACGUAACUCACUUGAUCAACCACACCUUCAUCCAGAGCGAGUUCGGCAUCGCCAUCAGCCCGGACCACUCUGGCAAGGUGAUGCUCACUGGCGAUGUGUCAGAAAUCGGGGGGUUUAAACUGUUUCGCUCGCAGGACUUUGGACUGACCUUUGAUCCCACUGACCUGCCGUUUGAGCCUCUCAUUCAGAUGAUGUACAACCCCAGAGACUGCAACGUACUGCUGACACUCAGUAUCACGUUGGACCUGUGGCUGUCUGAGGACUUUGGUGCCACCUGGAGGAAGAUUCAUGACAGUGUUUGUUUGGUCAGAUGGGGUAAAAAAAGCAGCAUCUACUUUACAGCGAACUACAAUGGAUCAUGCAAUGAUAAAGGAAUGUUGGAGUUAAGGAAGACGGUGGACUACGGACUAAGUUUUCAGACCAUCGCAACAAGAGUUUACUCUUUUGUGCUCGGAGGACGCUUUGUUUUUGCCUCCAUCAUGACUGGCACGGGUACAGAACGUAUGAUCCACGUGUCAGCAGAUGGAGGUGAGGUGUGGAACAUGGCGCAGCUUCCCAAGGUUAACCAUGAGCAGUUCUACUCCAUCCUGGCAGCCAAUCAGGACAUGAUAUUCAUGCACGUAGACAACCCUGGAGACUCGGGUGUGGGAACCAUCUAUGUGUCUGAUGACAGGGGAGCCGUGUUCUCCAAGUCCCUGGAGCGCCAUCUUUACACGACCACGUCAAGCGACACAGACUUUACGGCCAUUACUUCCCUUAGGGGCGUCUAUAUGACCAGCGUUCUCACAGAGGAUGAUGUAGUGGAGACAGUGAUCACCUUUGACCAAGGAGCAAAAUGGCGGCCAGUGCGGAGACCAGAUAACAGACAGUGUGACACGGAGACCUCCACCAACAGGCCAAACAGGUGCCGACUUCACAUCCACGCCUCUUACAGCACCACCAUGAAGAUGAACGUCCCCAUGCUGCCUCUCUCACAGCCCAGUGCUGUGGGCCUUAUUCUGGCUCAUGGCAGCGUUGGAGAUGCAGAGUCAGCUCUCUCCCCUGACGUGUAUGUGUCUGAUAACGGGGGCUACUCGUGGCUGUGGGCUCUCAGGGGCCCCCACCACUACGCUAUAUUGGACUCUGGAGGGCUGCUGGUGGCUGUGGAACACACAAGCUCACCUGUGAACCAGAUCAAGUUUUCAACAGAUGAGGGGCAGUGCUGGCAUACGUACAACUUCACCAGCGACCCGCUUUACUUCAGCGGCAUGGACAGUGAGCCCGGCUCUCGCUCCAUGAACGUCAGCCUGUGGGGCUACAGGAAUGACUUCAGUAAAUGGGUGGUGAUCACAAUAGACCUCAGGAAGCUCCUCACCAGAAACUGUACCGAAGGGGACUAUGUCGCGUGGCUGGCUCACUCUACAGACCCCAGUGGGUCUAUUGAUGGCUGUGUGCUGGGCUAUAAAGAGACCUUCUUACGCCUGAGGAAAGAGUCUGUCUGCUGGAAUGGGAGGGGAUAUGCCACUACUAAGAAGUUGUCCCGCUGUACAUGUACAAUGGAUGAUUAUCACUGUGACUUCGGAUAUCACCGGCCAGAGAACAGUUCAGAGUGCGUGGAGCAGGAGGAGAUGAAGGGUCAUCCUCUGGAGUUCUGCUUAAAUGGGACCACCGAACAACUUCAGACCAGCGGCUACCGGAAGAUUCCAGGGGACCAGUGUGAAGGAGGUUUUCAGCCAGAGAGGAAAGAGACCGACCUGAGGAAGAUGUGCACCAGCAACGCCCUUUAUCCAAACUCUCUGACUGAAAACAGUUCACUGAACACCGCUGUCAUAGUGAUGGUUGUCAUAGCGAUCCUUCUCACCAGUGCUGUUGCAGGCGUUUGGCUGGUUAAGAAAUAUGUUUGUGGAGGACGGUUCCUUGUGCACAGAUACUCUGUUAUGAGGGAACACGUUGAGGCUGCUAAAAUAGAGGGAGUUGAUGAUAUUGACCCUCACUACAUGGAGACUGGAAAAGCACAGGACAACGAAGACUCUGAUCAGGACCUCAUAGAAUAAGGGACAUUUAUCCACACAAAGGCACUACAUUUAACAGUCUUUCAUGAGCACUCCUUUUGCUCCCACAUGCUGAUUUCUGCUCCUCACUUCUUGUUAUCCCCUGAUGACUGGAGGACUCAACAGCAGCUCACAUUGCUUCCUUGUACUAGUUGAGUCUCCCGCAAAAAGGCCAACCGGUGGUUUGGGGAGGAAGAUGAACCCAGAGCAGAACAGAACAAAGCCUCUGGAAUCCCUAGAGUGCUUUUGUUGCUUCUGUCACAAAGAGUCCUGUAAAAGACUACGGAGUCUGAAUACAUGCUCUAUAUCCCCCAUGCUGACUUCAGAAGAUAUGGACUCUUAAGAGUUAGGGAACAUCCCAGCAACAGAACACACACAAUUAUUAUCAGUAUUUUAAACCAAUAUUCUCUCUGCUGUCUGUCAAGUAGUUUUUGUACUCUGUACAUUUUAAGACUUGUAAAAUACAGUCCUGUUGUGCAUAGUGGCCAUUUAAAAGAAAAUAACUGUUCACUUCACCCGGUGAUUCAAAUUUGGCCACAGCAUUUAAAGACUAGGCUUACAACUACAAGUUACCUUUAUGUCACAGAUGAUUUAGAACUGAGCACUUUUCAUUUUAACAGCAGCUACUGAGAGCAGCAGUGCCUCAUUUUAUAAUAGUCACUUGUUCAUAUUUUUGCUGUACACAUUACAUACUUUACCUGAUAGAAAUGGACCAGAAAUUGAAUCAUGUGAGGAAAUUUAGAUAUGAACCUUUCAGUACAGUAUUAUGGCUCUUAUAUAUAACAGAAAUUACUUUUUAGUAGAUCAAAUAUAAUCAUCAGUCAAAAGUCGUUAUUCUUACAUAUGUCAUCUUUUUACUUAUUAUCAAUUCGUUUCAAUUUGUAGAUGAGCAAACUAAAAUUGAAUUGAAAUAGACAAGCUAGAAAUAAGUUUAAAUACGUAGUAAAAGCCAAAUUAGUGACUGCUAGUCCUUACUUUACAUUUUUAGUACCUAUUUAGACUUUUGGAAGAAUUUUAAAAGGGGGCGCCAUUGUUGUUGUGAAGACACAACAACAAACAAUUGUUUUAUACAGUGCAUCUUUAUACAAGCAGAAUAUUCUCCUGUAUUUAUGGUAAGAAUGAAAGACUUGAAUUAUUUCCAAAGCACUUUUGUUGUUGUGUUGUGUUAUACUUGUUUCCUUUUUAGCUGAAGGUUUGCCCAUGUGAGUCAAUACCAAUAUGCAUUUGUCAAACAAACAUCAUCAUCAAGCUAAUCAAGUGUUUUUAAAGACCAUGCUGGCCUGAACUGUAACACCAUGCUCUUUGUACGGCUUAACAUUAACAGUGUCAACCGUUUCAGAAUUACACUGAUACCGCUAUUUUCAAAAUACUAGUCUUAUAUUUUGUUGAAUCCCAAUUUAAUAAUCUCACAGAUGUUACAAAACAUCCACAAUAAGAUAACUAAUUUAUCAGAUUGAUGUUUGUGGUGGCCAUAACAAGCAUUAACUUUAACGUUAUUUUCAGCUGACACUUCACUGUUAUAUAUGAAAUGUUGUGAUGGAGCUCAACUGUUAUGAUUGACUGGCUGCCAUUUCUAUUAUAUGCAAUGUAAGAACUGCAACUUUUGACACGUGCAGGUCUUAUGGCCAUUGCUUGUGUGUUCCAGCAGAGUGAGUAAUAUCCCAGCGAAUAAGCUAUUGUAAUAAACUGGCCUGAUAGAGUAUUCUCCAGGACUGUUAGCUGUACUUUGUCAGCUAUAAGAGUGGAUUCAUAUGCUUGAUGCUUCUUUAUUUACACAACCGUCCAUAAGAACAAAUACGGCUACAGUAUAUACUGGAUUUAAUGGUUUAUUUUUGCACUGUAUCUACAGAUCUGUGAAAAAGUUACAUUUGUGCUCCUUGUAUAUCUAAGUGUUUAGGCCAUGAGUUGUGAUAAUCAUUCCAUCUGGUUUUCUUAAUUGUGAGAAUGCUAGAAUUCUAGAAUAUCAGAGAUAAGUAUCUCUGAAUUAAACUAUUCUGUAGCACAAAUGUUUCAUGACGAUGUUUGCAUUUUUUAAAUGAAAUUACACAA
Messenger RNA from Gasterosteus aculeatus aculeatus (three-spined stickleback), 4629 nucleotides. Lineage: Eukaryota; Metazoa; Chordata; Actinopteri; Perciformes; Gasterosteidae. The record is from RefSeq and is a predicted model, not a curated record.